AAGGGGACCAGCCACCCAUGAUUGAGCAGGCAACGGUACUUGUUAACAGACUCACAGACCUGCCUAUGGGACUGCAGCCACAGGACGCAGAGAGAGACAAGUUCCCAAGCUUCAGCAUCCCACCACAGAUUGGGCAACUUCUUCUUUUCUACUAAAUUAACUUCUGCUGAGGGGGUCUCAUUUUGACAUCGUCUCCUGCAGUGAUCAAAGCUGGGAAGUUCUGGAAUUUCAAAGAAAAGCUACUUUUCAGGCUACUGCUCUCAAGAUGAUUCCCUCUAUUUCACUGGUGGUACUAUUGACUGUGUGGGCUUCCGAUGCCAAAAGAAUUUCACAGACAAACAGUGCAUCUCUUGAAAAGGAUAUGUUAAAUCUCGACAUUCAAGUCAUUCAAAGCCAUGGUUAUGACAAUGAGGAUGUGAAAGGACUGGAAUGGGACAAGCACCACAAGAGAGCACCGCGGGGUGCAGACGACGAGGACACAGGCGCAGGUGAACCUCAGUCUACCUUCUCACGAUCUUAUGAGAACGAGUUCACCUCACCCAGAGCUACCCAGUUCUCUAGCUCAACCCUGGAAACUGGGGCCAACACAGCCUCAACCCUGGAAACUGGGGCCAACACAGACUCAACACUGGAAACUGGGGCCAACACAGACUCAACACUGGAAACUGGGGCCAACACAGACUCAACCCUGGAAACUGGGGCCAACACAGACUCAACCCUGGAAACUGGGGCCAACACAGACUCAACCCUGGAAACUGGGGCCAACACAGACUCAACCCUGGAAACUGGGGCCAACACAGACUCAACCCUGGAAACUGGGGCCAACACAGCCUCAACCCUGGAAACUGGGGCCAACACAGACUCAACCCUGGAAACUGGGGCCAACACAGCCUCAACCCUGGACACUAGGGCCACUGGGGCCAACACAGACUCAUUCCUGGACACUAGGGCCAACACAGACGUGGAUCAGGGCAACAGCAGCACUACAGGAAGGUGGAUCACCAACAUCCACAACCCUCUGUACCCAGUGACUGACAGUUCCUACACUGCCUACGCUGUCAUGUUCCUGUCCCUGGUGGUGUUCUCUGUGGGGAUUAUAGGGAACCUGGCUGUGAUGUGCAUCGUCUGGCACAACUACUACAUGAGGAGUACCUGGAACUACAUCCUGGCCAGCCUGGCUUUCUGGGACUUCCUGGUGCUCUGCUUCUGUUUACCUGUGGUGGUCUUCAAUGAGCUCACCAAUAAGAGGCUGCUGGGGGACAUCUCAUGCAGAGCGGUACCAUAUAUGGAGGUGACCUCCCUAGGGGUGACAUCCUUCAGCCUGUGUGCCCUGGGUAUUGACCGCUUCAACUCUACCAGUUGCUCCCAGCCCAAAAUCCGUCGAGUGGAGAGCUGCCAGUCCGUCCUGGCCAAGCUGCUGGUCAUAUGGCUGGGCUCCAUGGUGCUGGCGGCACCAGAGCUGCUCCUGUGGCAGCUCAGCCAGGCUGUGUCUCCGGCCACAGGGGCUGUGGUGGACUCCUGCACCAUGAACCCCACCUCCAACCUCCCCGAGUCCGUCUACACCCUGGUCAUCAACUACCACGAGUGCCGCAUGUGGUGGUACUUUGGUUGCUACUUCUGCCUGCCCGUGGUCUUCACCCUGCUGUGCCAGCUCGCCACCUGCCACGUGUCCCAUGACGGUAUCCCCCGGCGCCUGGAGGAAGGUUCCACCUCCAAGAAGCAGAAGAUACAACACAGUCAACAGGUGGAGCGCCAGCUCAACUGCACCGUGAUGGCUCUGGCCGCGGUCUACGGCGUCUGCGCCCUGCCGGAGAACGUGUGCAACAUCGUCCUGGCCUACACCGCCAUGCCCAUCUCUGAUGACACCGCCACCCUGCUGGCCCUCAUCAACCAGUUCUCCCUGUUCUUCAAGUCGUCGGUGACGCCGGUACUGCUGCUGUGUCUCUGUAAGUCUCUGAGCCAGGCCUUCAUGGACUGUUGCUGCUGCUGCUGUGAGGAGUGCCAACCCAGUGGCUCCCAUUCUCCUGGCACCGAGGCCAAACUCAAGAGCACCAACGAGAUGUCCUCCUCCAUCUUCUUUGACAAAGCCAAGGACAGCUCCACCAUCCUGUCGAUCAGCGGGUCCAGCUGAACUGACCUCUCCUGAUUUCUUUCCUUUCCAUCGCCUAAACUGGUUAGAUGUGGUAACAAAGCAACUCACCUUUCAGCAGUGGACAUUCCAACCUCAACCAUAGACACACCUUUUGUUUUCCAGUGCCAGCGUCACCUUCACUGUAGCCUUAAUGUCUGUAAUGUCUCUCCUUUUGAUGUUCUCUCCAAAUAGAUACAACACCCCAUCCAGUUUUAAGGUGGUUCAUUUGACAGGAAGUUCAGACGUUGACUAAGUGCAGACUAGGGGGGGGAGAGAAGAAGGAGAAGAGCUCCAUUUAAUAUCCUUGUAGAAGUGUCACCCCAAUGUGUGUAUUUUAAGGAUUAUUAGGUCAAAAAUAAACAGAGUAUUAUGUUAGAUUACUAUACUAGGGUUGACUAACAGCCCCAGAGUGUCCCGGCACUGAGAUCAUUAUUUCUUGAUGUCACAACUAUUAACAUAUCUGUAAUAUGAUGUGUGUUGGCUCUUUAGUCGACACAGAUAAGUUUGCUUUGUUUGCUUUUUAUUCAUGCCCCCCCAAUGACACAGCUAUUUCAUCUUUAGCCGUCCCAUGUCAUUGUAUCAAUUAUUGUUUUGAGUUGUAUUAAUAAUCAACAGGAAUGGUAUAGACAUAAUAUUUUCCAUCAAAUCAAAGCGCUGCGAAUAAUGCAAAAUUAUUUUACCAGAUAAUCAUGAGAGGUCUCUGUACAGCGGUCAAGGUUAUAAACUGGUUAUAAGAAGGUUAGGAAAGAAGUCAGACAUCAUUUUAUGAAUAAGAGACACAGCUGUAGUUGUGUUUAUUUGAUCCAAUAAAGGUUUGUAAUUGA
This is a messenger RNA of Oncorhynchus keta (chum salmon), 2955 nucleotides long. RefSeq names its product G-protein coupled receptor 37-like 1. Gene Ontology annotation, cellular component: plasma membrane; signaling receptor complex. The transcript is spliced from 2 exons. The record is from RefSeq and is a predicted model, not a curated record. Gene Ontology annotation, molecular function: G protein-coupled peptide receptor activity. Gene Ontology annotation, biological process: positive regulation of MAPK cascade; adenylate cyclase-inhibiting G protein-coupled receptor signaling pathway. NCBI's taxonomy places the organism in Eukaryota, Metazoa, Chordata, Actinopteri, Salmoniformes, Salmonidae. Bases 266 to 2131 code for a protein of 621 amino acids.